GUGUCAGCACUUGGCUGGAGACUUCUUGAACUUGCAGGGAGAGUGAGUGACUCGUGCUCUCCGCCUGCGCCCGUGCCUCUCACCGGCCGGCGGAUCCAGCCGGGUCGUCCCCGAGCCCCGCCACCCCGCGCCGGGCCGAGCCGGGACGCUGCUCCCGGCGCGAGCAGGCGACUGUACGGCCAGGAAAGGGGACGGACACCCGGUCCCUGCGCCGGCUCUUCGGACGGAGCUUUUUCCAUGUGGAGGCUUUUUCAAUGGACGUGUCUCCGCGUGCUUCCUAGACGGACUGCGGUCUCCUAAAGGUCGACCAUGGUGGCCGGGACCCGCUGUCUUCUAGCGUUGCUGCUUCCCCAGGUCCUCCUGGGCGGCGCGGCCGGCCUGAUUCCCGAGCUGGGCCGCAGGAAGUUCGCGGCGUCGUCGGGCCGCCCCUCGUCCCAGCCCUCGGACGACAUCCUGAGCGAAUUCGAGUUGCGGCUGCUCAGCAUGUUCGGCUUGAAGCAGAGACCCACCCCCAGCAAGGACGCCGUGGUGCCCCCCUACAUGCUGGACCUCUACCGCCGGCACUCGGGCCAGCCCGGCGCGCCCGCCCCGGACCAGCGGCUGGAGAGGGCGGCCAGCCGCGCCAACACGGUGCGCAGCUUCCACCACGAAGAAUCCUUGGAAGAACUGCCAGAAAUCAGUGGGAAAACGACCCGGCGAUUCUUCUUUAAUUUAAGUUCUAUCCCCACCGAAGAGUUUAUCACUUCAGCAGAACUUCAGGUCUUUCGGGAGCAAAUGCAGGAAGCUUUGGGAGACAAUGCCAGUUUCCAUCACCGAAUUAAUAUUUAUGAAAUUAUAAAACCUGCCACAGCCAACUCACCGCUCCCCAUGACCAGACUUUUGGACACCAGGUUGGUGAAUGAGAACACUAGCCGGUGGGAAAGUUUCGAUGUCACCCCUGCAGUGAUGCGGUGGACUGCGCAGGGACACGCCAACCACGGGUUUGUGGUGGAAGUGGCCCAUUUAGAGGAGAAGCACGAUGUCUCAAAGAGGCACGUCAGGAUUAGCAGGUCUUUGCACCAGGACGAACACAGCUGGUCGCAGAUACGGCCCUUGCUGGUAACUUUUGGCCACGAUGGGAAAGGUCAUCCUCUGCACAAAAGAGAGAAGCGUCAAGCGAAACACAAGCAGCGCAAACGCCUCAAGUCUAGCUGCAAGAGACAGCCUUUGUACGUGGACUUCAGUGACGUGGGGUGGAAUGACUGGAUUGUGGCCCCUCCAGGGUAUCAUGCCUUCUACUGCCAGGGGGAGUGCCCUUUUCCGCUGGCCGAUCACCUCAACUCCACUAAUCACGCCAUCGUUCAGACAUUAGUCAACUCUGUGAACUCCAAGAUCCCAAAGGCGUGUUGUGUCCCCACGGACCUGAGUGCUAUCUCCAUGCUGUACCUUGAUGAAAAUGAAAAGGUUGUGUUAAAGAACUAUCAGGACAUGGUUGUGGAGGGUUGUGGGUGUCGUUAGCACAGCAAAAAAAAAAAAAAAGUAAAAAAAAAAAAUAUAUAUAUAUACACACACACACAUAUAUAUAUAUUUUAGAAAAAAGCAAAAAAAAAAAAAACCCUCCCCCAACCCCCCCAAACAAAACCAGUUGACACUUUAAUAUUUCCCAAUGAAGACUUUAUUUAUGGAAUGGAGUGGAAAAAAAACACAGCUAUUUUGAAAAUAUAUUUAUAUCUACGAAAAGAAGUUGGGAAAACAAAUAUUUUAAUCAGAGAAUUAUUCCUUAAAGAUUUAAAAAUGUAUUUAGUUGUACAUUUUAUAUGGGUUCAACCCCAGCACAUGAAGUAUAAUGGUCAGAUUUAUUUUGUAUUUAUUUACUAUUAUAACCACUUUUUAGAAAAAAAAUAGCUAAUUUGUAUUUAUAUGUAAUCAAAAGAAGUAUCGGGUUUGUAUAUAAUUUUCCAAAAGCCGUAGUUGUUUUCAGUUGUGUGUAUUUAAGAUGAAAAGUCUACACAGAAGGUUACUCCGGCAAAGUGCCCAGCACAUUUGCUUUUUUUUUUUUUUUUUUUUUUUUUUUUUUUUUUUUUUUUUUUUUUUGCAGCGCGCUACUGUUAAGUUCACAAGUUCAAGUCCAGAAAAAAAAAAAAAAAGCGGAUAAUCCACUCUGCUGACUUUCAAGAUUAUUAUAUUAUUCAAUUCUCAGGAAUGCUGCAGAGUGAUUGUCCAUGAGAACUCUCAUCCUUAUUAGAGGGAAUAUUUGGAUAAGAAUGAGACAGUUGGUGAUACCAUACGGAAUCCCUUUUCCCACCUCUUCAUUUGCAGAAUAAAGCAGGACCAAUAGUAAUAACUAGAAAAUGAUGACUAUGCAGCUAAGUGGAUGAUGAUUUUUGUUCUUCUUCCCUAAACUAGGGAUCCCUUCCAGGGGAAUGAUCUGGCCAAAGUAUUAAAUAAAACAUAAGGUAUCUUCAUUGUUGAUAUUGUGGUCAUGUAUAUUUAAAAUUGAUAGCUUGUGGCCCUAACAAUGGAUUUGUUGAAAACAGCAGGGAGCUGUUUAUGGCCCCAGAGUACUCAGUUUUUUGACUUUCCCCAGACACAACACAAUUGUGCACAUUAUGUUUGCUGCCUGCACCCUGUUCUCCAACCGAUCGGCUUGCUUUUCUUUCCAAGGUUACGUGUUUGAACACAUUUCUCCAAAUGUUAAACCUAUUUCAGAUAAUAAAUAUCAAAGCUCUGGCAUUUCACUCUA
Molecule: messenger RNA, 2722 nt
Organism: Cavia porcellus (domestic guinea pig)
Lineage: Eukaryota; Metazoa; Chordata; Mammalia; Rodentia; Caviidae
Gene: Bmp2
Product: bone morphogenetic protein 2
Exons: 3
Coding region: 310-1497 (395 amino acids)
Biological process (GO): BMP signaling pathway
Cellular component (GO): extracellular region
Molecular function (GO): cytokine activity; growth factor activity
Source: RefSeq, a predicted model, not a curated record